Molecule: messenger RNA, 1899 nt
Organism: Anastrepha obliqua
Lineage: Eukaryota; Metazoa; Arthropoda; Insecta; Diptera; Tephritidae
Exons: 3
Coding region: 1-1899 (632 amino acids)
Biological process (GO): DNA integration
Molecular function (GO): nucleic acid binding
Source: RefSeq, a predicted model, not a curated record
AUGGAAGAGGAGCUUCAAAACUUGAGGGAGGUCGUACUCCAACAGGAAGCAGCCCUAAACCUACUCAGGCAACAACAACAACAACAGCAACAAUCAACCCAAUGGAUGUCCAACAAAGACGUAAUUCAGCAGUUCCGUCAACUAAGACAGUUGGACGACCAACAUGACGUGUUGGCUUUCAUAAAAUCUGUCGAAUUUCUUAUGGCGCUAUGCCAGGGAAACGAGCUAUUGAUUCAAUUCGGCACAAACAUUGUUGCCAAUGAAAAAGUCUCAGGAGCAGCAGCGAACUUUGUCAGACAAUUGGGGAUGGAGCCGAGCUGGGAACAGAUGAAAGCCAAGCUGAUGCAACAAAUGCGGCCCAAGACGACUUACGAAGAUGUGUUCGACAGAUGCAGAUUCAUUAAAGGUAUAUCUAUGCAUGCCUUAGAAACAAAGUAUUCAAACAUCAAAGCACUGGAUGACCCCAGAGCUAUAUCACAAAGGUACAGGAAAAUAUCUAACAACACAUUCAAUAAACAAAAUAACACUAACAAUAACACUGUCACCACUAACAACAAGCCAAGCCAAAAUAACCAGUCCCAUAAUAAUAAUAACAAUAACAAUGCCAGACAAAGUCUGAAUGGACGGUCGAAUCCCAAUCAUAACGCCGGCACACCUCAGAGCGAUCAGGCAAUUCAACAAUCGUAUAACAGGCCACAACCCGUUCAAAUUCAAAAUUCUAAACCCAACCAUAAUAACAAUUAUAACAAUAGGAACAACGGUUCAAGACAGACAAGAAUGUCUCAUAUGAGCGUUGACACCCAAAGGAACGAUUACAUGGCUAUGGAGAUCGGAACUUUGGAAGAAAAUCGGGCAGAAGAAGAGGAAGAGAUAAAUUUUUUGAUACCUUGCCUAGAGAAACCGGAGUACAACUUCCACAUAGAAUACAUAAAAGGGAAAAAUAACAAUAUCGCUGAUUUCCUGAGUAGGAUCAGAGAGGACGAGAUAAACAUAAUGGAGGUCGAAUCAACCGACGAGGAAGACAAUAGGUCCUUAGGCGUUCAAACGGUUCACUCUAAAGAAGAAGAUCAGGGUUUCGACAUGCCUAUCCUAGAAACAGCCGUUAACAGAUUCAAAGUACAGCUAAUUUUUGCGGAGAGAAAACCUGAGGCCAUCGUACAGGUGUUCGGAAAAAAAAGAAUUUACAUUAGCAAAAAAGACUUGGAAGAUAACCAAGCAGUAAACACCCUCCGACGAGAAAUAACAACAGGAAAAAUAGGAGUUUUCUCACACCUUAGCGACCAUGAGUUUUACCAAUUCCAGAAAAUACUAGAAAAAGGAUAUACCUCCAACCCGAAGUUUGUCUUCGACAACGAAUUCAAUAGUUUAAACGUCAAAGAAUUUUUAGAAAAGGAAGGUAUAGAAUACCACUCAACCAAACCAAAUAGUCACACCGGGAAUAGUGACGUCGAAAGGCUUAACAAUACAUUGACGGAGAAAAUCCGCACCCUAAACAUAGAAGAGAAAAGACCCAUAAUUGAACAAAUGGCAAAAACUGUAUACUUCUACAAUAACACUUACCACACCACCACAAAAUCCACACCGUUUGAAAUACAAAAUCAUAAAGUAGAUCAUCAGAAAUUGUACGACAGAAUGUCAGCACAAAAAACCGAGAAAAUAAAGAAACUAAAUGAAAAUAGGGAAACUUACAUAGAAAAUAGAACAGAAGGAUUUAUAAGAAAUUAUAAAAUCCUAAGACACAAAGAAGAACCGAAAUUCAGGAAAGCAAAUUUACAGAAUAUCCAUACAACAAACAUUAAAAGACCUACAAAAUUUUCAGAUAACAAUUACAAUUCUCAUCAUGUGCCUGUUGCCAACGCUGUCGACAGCAAUGAUCAAUAUAACACCAAUCCGGGCUGA